Messenger RNA from Ambispora leptoticha, 993 nucleotides. NCBI's taxonomy places the organism in Eukaryota, Fungi, Glomeromycota, Glomeromycetes, Archaeosporales, Ambisporaceae. The record is from the annotation of a GenBank genome assembly.
AUGGAUCCAGACAUAAAGCGUAAGCUUUUUGUCGCCGCAGAAAGAGCUGCAAACACGCUAAUACGAACAGUAGGACCACUGUUCAUCGCGUUAGCAGUCAUGUUGAUCGGAAUGGCAGUUUUCGUGUACUUUACAGUGGUUUUUCCACAAUUUUACACGUGGGACGAGGACUAUAUAUGGACCAAAUUUUGGUAUUAUGUAGGGCUUGUCUUUAGUAUAUAUAUAGUGGUUUGUAUAGCCUUUCACUAUUAUAUGGCGGUGAGGACAAAACCUGGAGGGGUUCUCACCGGAAGCACAGCACCUACAUCGUCGGAGGCAGAAGAUCCAUCCAUACAGGAUUUAUUUUUAGAGCUAGAGGAAUAUCAAGAAUUUCCAAAAACGUGUAAAAAAUGUCAUUUGCCAAAACCAGAACGUGCGCAUCAUUGUUCAAUUUGCAAACGUUGUGUCUUACGUUUCGAUCAUCACUGUCCGUGGAUAUCGAAUUGUGUCGGAUACUUUAACCAUCGAUACUUCGUUUUGUUCAUGUCGUAUUUAGUGUUUGGGUGUUUUUACUUCGUAGCGGUUGGCUGGCAACCGUUUUUAAGGAGUGUUGAUCUUGCUGAUGAUUAUGAUGAGUGGGAAGUUUGGGUGCCGAAACCUUAUAUGGCCUUAUCUUACCUUUUGGCGUUCGCUAUUGGCAUAGCAUUGGGUGGAAUGUGUUCUUGGCAUUAUUAUCUGAUUAUCACAGCACAGACGACUGUAGAAUUCUAUAACAACCAGUAUGCAAAGAAGUCGGCGAAACAGAAAGGCGAGGUUUUCAUUAAUCCGUAUAAUCUUGGUGCGCUGAAUAAUUUGCGAGAGUUUUUUAAUGUUGGAAGAAACCAUCCCGUGUACACAAUCUUUUUACCGAUACCGGUGCCACCAGCCGGGAACGGCAAAUUCUGGGAGAAGAACGUGAACCAUUACUCGGCGGUUAAUCGUACCGGAUAUUCAGAAGAUGAUGAUUCGAGUUAA